This is a messenger RNA of Elgaria multicarinata webbii, 8070 nucleotides long. RefSeq names its product talin 2 (gene TLN2). The coding region runs from base 191 to 7819 and encodes 2542 amino acids. The record is from RefSeq and is a predicted model, not a curated record. Gene Ontology annotation, biological process: cell-cell adhesion. Gene Ontology annotation, molecular function: integrin binding; actin filament binding; structural constituent of cytoskeleton. NCBI's taxonomy places the organism in Eukaryota, Metazoa, Chordata, Lepidosauria, Squamata, Anguidae. The transcript is spliced from 57 exons. Gene Ontology annotation, cellular component: ruffle; cytoskeleton; plasma membrane.
AUAAAGGGAUCCUCGUGUGAAGGUCCAAGGAAUAUUGGUCCACGCUUUGCUGAAGGACCUUGCAGGCCACCGGAUUCCCUUGCCGUGCGGAUGUCACCUGGAACCUGCCAGGACGAGGAGGAGCCUUCCGUAAAGCCCUUGUCUGCUCUGCCAGGUAACAUAAAGGGAAGCCUGCACGCGAUCCAACAACAUGGUUGCAUUGUCAUUGAAGAUCUGCGUCCGCCAUUGCAAUGUGGUCAAGACGAUGCAAUUCGAGCCCUCCACGGCGGUGUACGACGCAUGCCGUGUUAUUCGCGAGCGAGUGCCAGAGGCUCAAAUGGGGCAAGCCUCUGACUAUGGGCUAUUCCUGUCCGACGAAGAUCCACGGAAAGGCAUUUGGCUGGAAGCUGGGAGGACCCUGGAUUACUACAUGUUGCGGAAUGGGGAUAUUUUGGAAUACAAAAAGAAACAAAGACCGCAGAAGAUACGGAUGCUGGAUGGUUCGGUGAAGACGGUGAUGGUGGACGACUCGAAAACUGUUGGGGAAUUGUUGGUCACCAUUUGCAGCCGGAUAGGAAUAACCAAUUAUGAAGAAUACUCCUUAAUCCAGGAGACCACUGAAGAAAAAAAAGAGGAGGGCACAGGGACGCUGAAGAAAGAUCGAACGCUGUUACGGGAUGAGAAAAAAAUGGAGAAAUUAAAGGCAAAGUUGCAUACAGAUGAUGACUUAAACUGGUUGGAUCACAGUCGGACAUUUCGGGAGCAAGGAGUAGACGAGAACGAGACGUUGUUGCUGAGACGCAAGUUCUUCUAUUCGGACCAGAACGUAGACUCGAGAGACCCAGUUCAACUCAACCUACUGUAUGUCCAGGCCCGCGAUGACAUUCUGAAUGGUUCCCAUCCUGUCUCCUUUGAGAAGGCAUGUGAAUUUGGAGGCUUCCAAGCUCAGAUCCAAUUUGGACCUCACGUGGAGCACAAGCAUAAGCCUGGCUUUUUAGAUCUAAAAGAAUUCCUUCCCAAAGAAUACAUCAAGCAAAGAGGAGCCGAAAAGAGGAUAUUUCAGGAACACAAAAACUGCGGAGAAAUGACAGAAAUAGAAGCCAAGGUGAAGUAUGUAAAGUUGGCUCGAUCACUGAGGACCUAUGGAGUCUCCUUUUUCCUUGUUAAGGAGAAAAUGAAGGGCAAAAACAAGCUGGUCCCCCGUUUGCUGGGGAUCACCAAGGAGUCUGUGAUGCGCGUCGACGAGAAGACCAAAGAGGUCUUACAGGAGUGGCCCCUGACGACGGUGAAGCGCUGGGCGGCUUCCCCGAAAAGCUUUACUCUGGACUUUGGCGAGUAUCAAGAAAGUUACUACUCAGUACAAACCACUGAAGGCGAACAGAUCUCUCAACUUAUUGCUGGUUACAUUGAUAUCAUCCUCAAGAAGAAGCAAAGCAAGGACCGAUUUGGACUGGAAGGGGACGAGGAAUCGACGAUGUUGGAAGAAUCCGUGUCGCCUAAAAAGUCGACCAUCUUCCAGCAGCAGUUCAACCGGACGGGGAAGGUCGAGCACGGCUCCGUCGCGCUGCCGGCAGUCAUGCGUUCGGGCUCCACCGGGCCAGAGACGUUCAAUGUUGGCAGCAUGCCUUCGCCCCAGCAGCAGGUGACGGUUGGCCAAAUGCACAGGGGUCACAUGCCCCCCUUGACCUCUGCUCAGCAAGCCUUGAUGGGCACCAUCAACACCAGCAUGCACGCGGUUCAACAGGCACAGGCUGACCUCACGGAAGUCGAUAACCUCCCGCCGUUAGGAAAUGACAUGGCCUCCAGAGUUUGGGUUCAAAACAAAGUGGACGAGUCGAAGCACGAAAUACACUCUCAGGUUGACGCCAUCACCGCAGGAACGGCCUCCGUCGUGAACUUGACGGCAGGUGACCCUGUAGACACUGACUACACAGCCGUGGGAUGCGCCAUCACCACCAUCUCUUCCAACCUCACUGAGAUGUCCAAAGGGGUCAAGCUUCUGGCUGCACUGAUGGACGAUGAAGUUGGAAGUGGGGAGGACCUCCUGAAAGCCGCUCGGACCCUGGCAGGAGCGGUUUCAGACCUGCUGAAAGCUGUGGAGCCAACCUCAGGAGAGCCUCGCCAGACAGUCCUGACAGCUGCCGGAAGCAUCGGCCAAGCCAGCGGGGAACUUCUCAGGCAGAUCGGAGAGAAUGAGACGGACGAACGGUUCCAGGAUGUGCUGAUGAGUCUUGCCAAAGCUGUCGCCAACGCCGCCGCCAUGUUGGUGCUAAAGGCCAAGAACGUGGCCCAGGUGGCUGAGGACGCGGUUCUGCAGAACAGGGUGAUCGCCGCCGCUACGCAGUGUGCCCUCUCCACCUCUCAGCUAGUUGCCUGCGCAAAGGUGGUGAGCCCGACCAUCAGUUCCCCCGUGUGCCAGGAGCAGUUGAUAGAAGCCGGGAAGCUGGUGGACCGCUCCGUGGAGAACUGCGUCCGAGCGUGCCAGGCGGCCACGGACGACACGGAACUGCUCAAGCAGGUCAGCGCGGCUGCCAGCGUGGUCAGCCAGGCCCUGAAUGAUCUCCUGCAGCAUGUCCGGCAGUUUGCCAGCCGGGGGGAGCCCAUCGGGCGCUACGACCAGGCUACGGACACCAUCAUGUGUGUCACCGAGAGCAUCUUCAGUUCCAUGGGGGAUGCUGGUGAAAUGGUACGGCAGGCCAGGGUGUUAGCUCAAGCGACUUCGGAUCUUGUGAACGCCAUGAGGUCGGACGCCGAGGCGGAAAUUGACAUGGAGAAUUCCAAGAAACUUCUGGCCGCCGCAAAACUUUUGGCUGAUUCGACAGCCCGGAUGGUUGAAGCCGCAAAGGGAGCGGCAGCCAACCCAGAAAAUGAAGACCAACAGCAGAGGCUCCGGGAAGCGGCCGAAGGCCUGAGGGUGGCCACCAACGCAGCUGCUCAGAAUGCCAUCAAGAAGAAAAUCGUGAACAGAUUAGAGGUUGCAGCUAAGCAGGCAGCAGCAGCAGCCACUCAGACCAUCGCCGCCUCACAGAACGCGGCCAUCUCGAACAAAAACACGGCAGCCCACCAGCAUCUGGUCCAGAGCUGUAAGAACGUUGCUGAUCACAUCCCACAGCUAGUCCAGGGCGUGAGGGGGAGCCAAGCCCAGGCCGAAGACUUGAGCGCUCAGCUUGCUUUGAUCAAUUCUAGCCAAAACUUCCUCCAGCCGGGGAGCAAAAUGGUGGCCUCGGCCAAAGCGGCCGUGCCCACAGUGUCAGACCAGGCCGCAGCAAUGCAGUUGAGCCAGUGCGCCAAGAACCUUGCCACCAGCCUUGCCGAACUACGAACUGCCUCCCAAAAGGCGCAUGAAGCCUGCGGACCCAUGGAAAUCGACUCUGCCUUAAACACUGUCCAAACGCUCAAGAAUGAACUGCAGGACGCAAAGAUGGCGGCUCUUGAUGGGCAGCUGAAACCACUUCCAGGAGAAACGCUUGAAAAAUGCGCUCAGGACCUGGGAAGCACCUCCAAAGCUGUCGGCUCAUCCAUGGCCCAGCUGUUGACCUGCGCGGCGCAAGGCAACGAACAUUAUACAGGGGUUGCUGCAAGGGAGACAGCUCAGGCAUUGAAGACUUUGGCUCAGGCAGCCCGGGGAGUCGCAGCAUCUACCAGUGACCCCGCUGCGGCGCAUGCAAUGCUGGAUUCUGCGCGGGACGUCAUGGAAGGCUCCGCCAUGCUUAUCCAGGAAGCAAAGCAGGCCUUGGUGGCUCCUGGCGAUGCCGAAAGCCAGCAGAGGCUGGCCCAGGUGGCCAAAGCUGUCUCACAUUCACUGAACAAUUGCGUGAAUUGCCUUCCCGGCCAAAAGGACGUGGAUGUGGCGUUGAAGAGCAUUGGUGAAUCUAGCAAGAAAUUGCUUGUGGAAUCGCUGCCCCCCAGUUCAAAAUCCUUCCAAGAGGCGCAGAGCGAACUCAACCAGGCUGCAGCUGAUCUGAACCAAUCGGCGGGGGAGGUUGUCCACGCCACACGGGGCCAGAGCGGCGAGUUGGCGGCCGCCUCCGGAAAGUUCAGCGAGGAUUUUGACGAGUUCCUUGACGCCGGGAUCGAAAUGGCUGGGCAAGCUCAGACGAAGGAGGACCAGAUCCAAGUGAUAGGCAACCUCAAGAACAUCUCUAUGGCUUCCAGCAAGCUGCUUCUGGCCGCCAAGUCUCUCUCGGUGGAUCCAGGGGCUCCCAACGCCAAGAACCUCUUAGCGGCCGCGGCGAGGGCUGUGACUGAGAGUAUAAACCAACUCAUCAGCUUGUGCACUCAGCAAGCCCCUGGGCAAAAAGAGUGUGAUAAUGCUCUCCGGGAACUAGAGACAGUGAAGGAGAUGCUGGAAAAUCCCAACGAACCUGUGAGCGACCUUUCUUACUUCGACUGCAUUGAAGGGGUUAUGGAAAAUUCAAAGGUGCUUGGCGAGGCAAUGGCUGGGAUUUCUCAAAACGCCAAAACAGGUGACCUUCCCGUCUUCGGCGAGUGCGUCGGGGUGGCUUCAAAGGCCCUUUGUGGUCUGACUGAAGCAGCAGCUCAGGCCGCUUACUUGGUUGGCAUUUCGGAUCCCAACAGCCAAGCUGGUCAGCAGGGUCUCGUGGAUCCGAUCCAGUUUGCCAGGGCCAAUCAAGCGAUCCAAAUGGCGUGUCAGAAUUUGGUGGACCCAGCAAGUAGCCCGUCCCAGGUGUUAUCAGCCGCCACCAUCGUGGCAAAGCACACCUCGGCGCUCUGUAACGCCUGCCGGAUUGCGUCGUCAAAGACCGCCAACCCCGUCGCAAAGAGGCACUUUGUCCAGUCUGCCAAGGAGGUGGCAAACAGCACUGCCAACUUGGUUAAAACCAUCAAGGCCUUGGAUGGCGACUUCUCAGAAGACAACCGUAAUAAGUGCCGGAUCGCCACUGCCCCAUUGAUCGAAGCCGUGGAAAAUCUGACGGCCUUUGCAUCCAACCCUGAGUUUGUCAGCAUUCCAGCCCAGAUCAGUACUGAGGGUUCCAGGGCACAGGAGCCCAUCCUGACUUCUGCUCGGACCAUGCUGGAGAGCUCGUCUUCCUUGAUCAAAACGGCUCGCUCGCUGGCCAUCAACCCAAAGGACCCGUCGGCCUGGUCCAUUCUCGCUGGGCACUCACACACGGUGUCGGAGUCCAUUAAGAGCCUCAUCACCUCCAUCAGAGACAAAGCCCCAGGCCAGAGAGAGUGUGACUACUCCAUUGAUGGAAUCAACAGAUGUAUCAGGGAUAUUGAGCAAGCCUCCCUCGCUACAGUCAGUCAAAACCUGGCCACAAGGGAUGACAUUUCUGUUGAGGCCUUGCAGGAGCAGCUGACCUCCGUCGUGCAGGAAAUCGGGCACCUGAUCGAUCCCAUCGCUACAGCAGCUAGGGGCGAAGCCGCUCAGCUUGGGCACAAGGUGACGCAGCUCGCCAGCUACUUCGAACCAUUGGUCCUUGCCGCCGUUGGCGUGGUCUCCAAGUUGAUGAGUCACCAGCAACAAAUGAACUUGUUGGACCAGACCAAGACUCUGGCGGAAUCUGCCCUCCAGAUGCUCUACGCGGCCAAAGAAGGAGGCGGAAACCCCAAGGCUUCACAUACGCACGAUGCCAUCACAGAAGCUGCCCAGCUGAUGAAAGAAGCGGUGGACGACAUCAUGGUGACCUUGAACGAAGCUGCCAGUGAAGUGGGCAUGGUGGGGAACAUGGUGGACUCCAUAGCUGAAGCCAUGAGCAAGCUGGACGAGGGCACGCCACCGGAGCCCAAAGGGUCCUUUGUCGAUUAUCAGACCACGGUGGUCAAAUACUCAAAAGCCAUUGCGGUGACGGCCCAAGAGAUGAUGACGAAGGCCGUUACUAAUCCAGAGGAGCUGGGAGGACUCGCGUCUCAGAUGACCACAGACUAUGGGCACUUGGCUUUCCAGGGGCGGAUGGCAGGCGCCACUGCAGAACCAGAGGAGAUAGGCUUCCAGAUCAGAACGCGGGUUCAGGAGCUUGGCCACAGCUGCAUCUUCCUGGUCCAGAAGGCCGGUGCCCUGCAGAUCUGUCCCACAGAUAGCUACACCAAGAGGGAGCUGAUAGAAUGCGCUCGGGCAGUCAGCGAAAAGGUGUCUUUAGUUUUGUCAGCCCUGCAGGCAGGGAACAAAGGCACCCAGGCCUGCAUCACUGCCGCCAGCGCCGUGUCUGGCAUCAUCGCCGACCUGGACACCACCAUCAUGUUCGCCACAGCCGGGACGCUGAACGCCGAGAACAACGAGUCCUUUGCCGACCACAGGGAAAACAUUUUGAAGACUGCAAAAGCUUUGGUGGAAGAUACAAAGCUGUUGGUCUCCGGGGCGGCCUCAAGCCAGGAGAAGCUCGCUCAAGCCGCCCAAUCGUCGGCCAGCACCAUCACUCAGCUGGCAGAGGUGGUGAAACUGGGGGCGGCCAGCCUGGGUUCAGAUGACCCAGAAACACAGGUGGUGCUGAUCAAUGCUAUUAAGGACGUCGCGAAGGCCUUGUCCGACCUCAUCGGCGCGACCAAAGGAGCCGCUAGCAAGCCGGCAGAUGAUCCGUCCAUGUACCAGCUGAAGGGGGCUGCCAAGGUGAUGGUCACAAACGUCACGUCGCUUCUGAAGACGGUGAAAGCUGUCGAAGAUGAAGCUACGCGAGGAACAAGAGCUCUUGAGGCUACAAUUGAGUACAUCAAGCAGGAGCUCACGGUGUUCCAGUCGAAGGAGGUUCCCGAAAAGUCCUCCUCGCCCGAAGAAUCGAUCCGGAUGACGAAAGGCAUCACCAUGGCGACGGCCAAAGCUGUAGCAGCUGGGAACUCGUGCCGGCAAGAGGAUGUGAUUGCGACGGCAAACCUCAGCCGCAAAGCCGUGGCUGACAUGCUGGCAGCGUGCAAGCAAGCUUCGUACCACCAUGACGUCAGCGAAGACAUCCGGGCGAGAGCGCUGCGCUACGGGACAGAGUGCACCCUGGGAUACCUCGAGCUCCUGGAACAUGUUCUCACGAUUCUCCAGAAGCCCACCCCAGAGCUGAAGCACCAGUUGGCUGCCUUGUCAAAGAGGGUAGCAAGUGCUGUCACGGAGCUCAUACAGUCAGCUGAAGCCAUGAAAGGCACUGAAUGGGUUGAUCCGGAAGACCCCACGGUCAUUGCUGAGACGGAAUUACUCGGAGCUGCUGCUUCGAUCGAAGCUGCAGCAAAGAAGUUGGAGCAGCUGAAACCAAGAGCCAAGCCUAAGCAGGCGGAUGAGACUCUGGAUUUUGAAGAACAGAUCCUUGAAGCAGCAAAGUCCAUUGCAGCCGCUACCAGUGCCCUUGUCAAGUCGGCGUCUGCCGCUCAAAGAGAGCUGGUUGCCCAGGGAAAGGUUGGAGCCAUCCCGGCCAAUGCAGCUGAUGAUGGUCAAUGGUCUCAGGGACUUAUUUCUGCCGCCAGGAUGGUGGCUGCUGCAACCAGCAACCUCUGUGAAGCGGCCAACGCUUCGGUCCAAGGUCACGCCAGCGAGGAGAAGCUGAUCUCUUCGGCGAAGCAAGUGGCAGCUUCCACAGCUCAGUUGCUGGUGGCUUGCAAAGUGAAGGCCGAUCAGGACUCGGAGGCCAUGAGGAGGCUGCAGGCCGCCGGCAACGCCGUCAAGCGUGCGUCGGAUAACCUGGUCCGGGCGGCCCAAAAGGCGGCAUUUGGUAAAGCGGAUGACGACGACGUGGUGGUGAAGACCAAGUUUGUGGGAGGCAUUGCGCAGAUCAUCGCAGCUCAGGAAGAGAUGCUGAAGAAGGAACGGGAGCUGGAAGAGGCAAGGAAGAAGCUGGCCCAGAUCCGCCAGCAACAGUACAAAUUUCUCCCGACCGAACUGCGGGAAGAUGAAGGCUAAGCGUCUUCUGCUGUCUUUCUUUGAGAGCAACUGAGCUGAAGGGGCACGCUUCAGAGAGAAACUCUGACCAGCACUUACCAAAAUAGGUUUGGGGGGCGAGAGAGGCACCGCAGGUGGGCUGUUCUUUCUCAACUCUUCCCCUACGGAGUUGUGGUCAACCAACUGAUGGUACAGUGUCAAGGUCUAUCCUCCCCUGCCCUUAUUUACUGUAUCUCAGGAGAGAGAGGGCCUCACUUUUUCUUUUUCUUUUU